GGUUAGCAAUAGCAUUAAUCUACUUCAGGACUAACAUUACUUGUGAAAUAUUAACUUUAAAUACUGUAUAAAAGUGUUGCUGACAAUACAAAGAGACUGCAAGAGGGUCGUAGAGGGGAUAUAUUUGUUUUAAGGGUUUAGAGGUAACGUUUUGUAAUGGCAGGUAGAAAAAGAAAGAUGCUGCCCGUGACAGAUGCAGUAGCAGCAAUAAUUAAGCAUAAAAACCGGACGGAUUUAACUCUGAAUGUCUCACCUGCUAAACUGAAGAACAAUCCUUGUGAAACUCUUGAAAAUGCUCAAAAUUGUGAGGCGCAGCACAGCCACUACUUCACCAAUAAUGACCUGCAUCAAAGACUGGAAGAGGAUUUUUUCAAACAAUCAUGCAUUAGUUUGGCAAAAGCAUUCAUUGGCAAGGUGUUGGUCCGCAGGUGUGCAGAUGGCUCUGAGCUGAGGGGGAGAAUAGUGGAAACUGAAGCGUACCUUGGAGGGGAGGAUAAAGCUUCACACUCAGCAGGAGGCAAACGCACCGAGAGGAACACAGCCAUGUUCAUGAAGCCUGGCACGAUCUAUGUCUAUCUAAUCUAUGGCAUAUACCUCUGUAUGAACGUGUCUAGUGAAGGGGAGGGUGCUGCCGUGCUGCUGCGCUCCCUGGAGCCCCUGCAGGGUCAGCCCGCCAUGAGGCAGCUGAGGGCAGCCAGACGCAGAGAGGGAGCCCGACUACUGAAGGACAAAGAGCUCUGCAACGGUCCCUCCAAGCUGUGCCAGGCUCUAAAUAUACCCCGCUGUUUCGACCGUCGAAACCUAGCUGCAGACCCAGAGGUUUGGCUGGAGAAGGACCCCAACAUAAAUCCAGCAGAACCCAAUGACAUAGUAUCAGCACCACGCAUUGGAAUUGAGUCCCAUGGGGAAUGGGCCAAGAAGCCCUGGCGUUUUUAUCUCCGUGGGCACCCGUGUGUUAGCGUAGUGAAUAAAGAAGCAGAAAGGCAGUCAGUGUCUGGAAAUGUAACGAGCAAUUUGGUUCCCUCAGAAGUGCAGUCUCACACAGGACAGCACAAUGUCAAAAAGACGUGACUACUCUGCCAUCUGUUACCUUUGUGGACUUCACCACAUAGGCGGUAUAACAACUAAACAAGAAAGUCAAGAUGGUAAAACAACCUCCAUGACUGGUUGACUGAACAAAUUCAAAUGGGCAUAAAAUGUACGAACGUUUAUUUUUGUAAAUCUUAACCUAUAUUUACUUAUUAAUGAGUCUUCUUUGGUGCUCCAUCAAUGUUUUUAAUAAACAUUCAUACUUUG
This is a messenger RNA of Notothenia coriiceps (black rockcod), 1296 nucleotides long. It is a transcript of the gene mpg, whose product is annotated as N-methylpurine DNA glycosylase. Gene Ontology annotation, molecular function: alkylbase DNA N-glycosylase activity; DNA binding. Gene Ontology annotation, biological process: base-excision repair. The transcript has 3 exons. Bases 157 to 1071 code for a protein of 304 amino acids. Lineage: Eukaryota; Metazoa; Chordata; Actinopteri; Perciformes; Nototheniidae. The record is from RefSeq and is a predicted model, not a curated record.